CAAUGAGUCACGUACCAAUCUCGUGCUGAGAAGACGACGUCUUCCUGUUCAUUCAUUUUCUCUUUUCAGAAUAUAUUAUUUUUUUAUUAUAAUUUUAAUUAUUCCCUAAGGAAAAUAUAUCAGUUAUUUCAAUAAAAAUAUUAAUGAAAUAUUUACAUUUUAAGUACACAUUCGUGGUAUCGUUCGUUGCACAAAUCAUACAUAUACUUUUAGUGAAUAUGCUAUCGAUUCACGUUGCAUCAUGAUUAUAUUUUGUUUGUAUGCAUAUGCAUGUGCGUACGAUUAAUUAGAAAAGAAUACAAAUAUUAAUUAUAUGUGAAAAAUAAAAGCCCACAAAGUUAUACUAUCUAUAAUGAUAAAAUUUGGUGAUAAAUUUAUAAGAAUUGGAUAAAAGGAAGUCCUUUUCAAAUAAUAUUUCUUAUAUCAUAAACUGUUCAUCCUUGAUAAUGCCGGUAAUACGUGUUCUCAGUAAAAUUUAAAUAUGGAAUCGAACUGUCAAAGUUCAGAUUUAAAUAUGAAACAUAUGCUUGGUCAAUUAACGGCGGCUAGAAACGAGAUUAAUAAUUUAAGGCAACAAAUAAAAAACUUACGAUAUAUGCAUGAAAAAGAUAUUAAUAAUAUUAAACGUCUCUUGGAAUUAAGUAAAAAUGGUACAACUACUUUGGAAUCCAAGAAGAUACCUCUGGAAGAGGUAAAGCCUGGUACAAGUAAUGAAGGCGAUACUUUAAAGUUGAAACCUAUUGGGAUGAUAUCUACCUGCUUUCCCAAUAAAAGAGGUGUACCACGACAGCCUGGAAUUUCUGGAAGAACGUCUGGAAAGAUAUUACUUCAUAAUUCUGUGUUUACAAAUCCUGAUCACGCGCUGCAAGGUUUACAAGAUUUUUCUCACCUAUGGAUUAUAUUUCAUUUCCAUAGAAAUGAUUCGACCCACAUUCGUGCUAAAGUGGCUCCACCAAGAUUGAACGGUAUCAGAACAGGCGUGUUUUCUACGCGUUCUCCUCAUCGACCUUGUCCUAUCGGUUUAAGUUUGGUGAAAAUAUUAAAAAUUGAUAAUUAUACCAUUUACUUUGAGGGCGUUGAUAUGGUAGAUAAAACGCCUGUAUUAGAUAUAAAACCUUAUAUUCCACAAUAUGACAAUCCAUUGCACGUAGAAAAAUUGUGCAAUAGAUUAUUAGACUUUCCUAUGAAUGAGGUGGAAUCAGUCGAGUAUAUGGAAGAAAGUAUUAAUUUAAAUCAAGAUCAGACAUCGAAUUUAAAUACCAAUAUUGGAUCCAAUAACGAUGCAAGAAAUAGACUUUCCGAUUUGUAUCUUAGAAAUGGUUCUUAUAACAUAGUACAAGAAGCAGAUGUUUCCAGAGAUGAAGAAAUUGCACUUAGAUUACAAGCAGAAGAGUUCCAAGGAUAUCCUAAUUUGGAGAAUUAUCUAGAAUCAAGGAAUUAUAUUCAAUCGUCAAAUCUUAAUUCAGAGAGUACUUUACAAAAUAAUGAAAAUACUAAUUCGUAUGAAAUAUCCAAUACAAUUGUAAAUACAUCAUCUAAUUCAAGAUCAGAUUUUACUGCAACAAUCGAAAAUAAUACAUACGUACGUAGUUUAGAAUCAGAUUCGGAAGAUAUAGGAGUUUUGAAUACCAGAUUGCAAGAUGUAUCUUUUAACGAUCAAAAUAAUGUGGACUCAAUUUAUACAUUGAGAAACGAUAGAGAUAAUUACGCAGAGAUUCAUACUUCUCGUAAUUCCAGGCUUCUGGAUGGAGCAGAUGGACCGAAUACCGUUUGCGGUACAGAUUUAGAUUUAUUGCAUAGAUGUGCAUUAAAUUCAAGAGUUGAUAAUUCCCCAGUACGUAUGGGUAUUCGGGAAGCUCCUGAUGGGGAAGAAGGUUUUCAACCUCAAACUUUAACACCUUCUCAAACUUUAUCUAAUUUUCCAGUAUCUGUAAGAACUACUACGGAUAAUAAUUCAUUACAAAGAGAGGAUAUCAAUUUAAUAGGUUCUACCGAAUUGAGAGAAAAUGCUUCCUUUGAAGUUAGAAUUCCAGAAUGGAUAUCGAGACCAAAUAUACGAACACUGUCUGUAGUCUUUAAUGAACGAGCUUUGACUCAUUUGAAUGAAAUAUUAGAAGAUAAAGCAGAAGAAGAAAGAAGAGCCAUCGAGAGUGUUCUUCGAGAAGAUCCACGAUCGGUAUAUUUGAGACAAAGAUGGGGAAAUCAGUUUUAUACCUUUUUAAUUCAUAAUUUACAUAUUACUUGUAAAUUUGAUGAUAGUAGGGGUGUAGUAACUGUCUUUCAUGUACGUCAUGCAGGACGUGUUUGUGAAUGUGGACAACCAGAAUGGCAAUGUUUAGGCCAUUCGCCUAUAUCUUAAUAUACACGAUAUAUAUAUAUAUAUCGUAUUUUAUUUAUAUAUUACAUUUUCGUACCUCUAACAGGCAUCGUCAGAUGAUUAAUAGUACGACAGAGAGAAACAUAUUAAUAAGAACUUGAGUUAUAUAUUCUUUAUGAAUUUUGUUAUUCAAAGUUUAUGACAAAGUUGUUCACUUCUUCGUUCUUUCCCUAUAUAUACAUGUGUGUAUAUAUACAUAUAUAUAUAUAUAUGUAUAUAUAUGUAUAUCACCACAUCUAUUGUUGCAAUAUAUAAGUUCCUACGCGUGUCUUUCGUUUUUUACAUUUCAUUCAUUAUAAUUUAUUAUAUAUGGAAAAUAUAUAAUACUUUAGACGCAAUAAUGUACAUUAUUGCAAUUCUGCCACAGAAUGAUAUUCCAACAUUCUUUGUUUCUAUAUCAAAAUAAUUAACAAAUAAUAAAUGUAUUAUGUAUA
Molecule: messenger RNA, 2811 nt
Organism: Vespa crabro (European hornet)
Lineage: Eukaryota; Metazoa; Arthropoda; Insecta; Hymenoptera; Vespidae
Product: tRNA (adenine(37)-N6)-methyltransferase
Exons: 3
Coding region: 482-2359 (625 amino acids)
Source: RefSeq, a predicted model, not a curated record